AUGGACGCCAGCGAGGUCCAGGCGAUGGUGACCGACUGGCUACGCGAUGCCUCCGCCGCCUUCCAGAAGGUCCCUGGAUCUGCUGUCCUGAUCCGCUACAUCCAGUCCAGCUACCAGAACGAUCCCAUCCGCUCCGGCAUCGAACUAGUGCUCUUCAUCUUCUUCGUUCGCUACCUCCUCUCGCCCUCCUAUUCCACUCAGAAGCAGAACUUCAUCAAGCUGCGAGACGACGAAAUUGAUGAGUUAGUCGACGACUGGACUCCCGAGCCCCUGGUUCCUCCUCAAAGUGCACUCGAGGAGAUGGAAAGCGAGCGCUUGCCCGUCAUUGUUGGCCCUACGGGACCCAAGACCAAAUUGGCAAGCGGCCGCACCGUGACGAAUCUCGCUUCCUACAACUUCUACAACUUCAAUGCGAAUGAACAAAUCAAAGACAAGGCCAUUCAGACGCUGCGCACCUACGGAGUCGGUCCCUGCGGCCCUCCCCAGUUCUAUGGCACCCAGGACGUACACAUGAAGACCGAGGCAGACAUUGCGGCAUACCUUGGUACGGAGGCUUGUAUUGUCUAUGCCCAAGCCUUCUCGACCAUUUCCAGCGUUAUUCCGGCUUUUUGCAAACGUGGCGAUAUCAUCGUGGCUGACCGAGCUGUCAACUACUCUAUUCGAAAGGGCCUUGAAGCAUCUAGGAGUACCAUUAAGUGGUACGCACAUGGCGACAUGGAUGACUUGGAACGUGUUAUGCAAAAGGUUGUUAAGGACCAGAGGGGCAAGAAGUUGACGCGCAGAUUCAUCGUGACCGAGGGCUUGUUCGAGACGACCGGUGACCACGCUGACCUUCCCAGACUCGUUGCUUUGAAGGAAAAGUACAAAUUCCGCAUCAUCCUGGAUGAGACAUGGUCGUUUGGCGUCUUGGGCCGGACUGGCCGUGGCCUCACCGAGGCACAGAACGUUGAUCCGUCUCAGGUAGACAUGAUUGCAGGCUCUCUUGCCGGCCCUUUGUGCGCUGGCGGUGGGUUUUGCGCAGGAGCCAAGGACGUUGUCGAACAUCAGCGCCUUACUGCGGCGUCUUACACGUUCUCGGCCGCCCUUCCUGCUAUGUUGGCCGUGACAGCGAGUGAGACUCUCAGCGUGCUGCAGUCCAACCCGGAUAUCCUCACGCAGUGCCGUGACAACAUUAAGGCAAUGAGAGCACAGCUAGACCCACGCAGCGAUUGGGUUUUGUGCACAAGCUCGCCCGAGAACCCAAUCAUGCUUCUCGUGCUUAAGCCCGAGGUUGCUGCGGCGCGAAAGCUGACGAGGGAGGACCAGGAGCGUCUCUUGCAGGAAUGCGUUGAUGAGGCACUUGCGAAUGGUGUUCUGAUCACGCGACUAAAGAGCAUGGCCAUUGCCAACAACCUAGACCCCAAGGACAACAGCUGGAACAUUCAGCCGGCGCUCAAGGUUUGCGUUACAUCGGGACUUCCAAAGAAGGACAUUGAGAAGGCGGGCGUCACGAUUAGACACGCAAUCACGAAGGUCAUGACGCGAAAGUCGAGCUCCAAGUCAUCAUAG
Colletotrichum chrysophilum is the source of this 1548-nucleotide messenger RNA. RefSeq lists its product as uncharacterized. Gene Ontology annotation, biological process: ceramide biosynthetic process; sphingosine biosynthetic process. Gene Ontology annotation, molecular function: serine C-palmitoyltransferase activity; pyridoxal phosphate binding. The record is from RefSeq and is a predicted model, not a curated record. Lineage: Eukaryota; Fungi; Ascomycota; Sordariomycetes; Glomerellales; Glomerellaceae. The transcript has 5 exons. Gene Ontology annotation, cellular component: endoplasmic reticulum. Bases 1 to 1548 code for a protein of 515 amino acids.